AUGUGUUUUAGCAGCAAAGAUAGGUUGAAACGGGCUGUGACAAUUUGGAGUUUGCGCAAAAAUAAAGAAUUCAUAGUUGUAACAUCAAGCAAGAAACUAUGGAUUGUCAGAUGCAGGUUUCACGAAUCAUUAGGUUGUCGAUGGUUUCUUCGAGGACGAAAGGUUGGAGGUAGCCAUUGGAAGAUAGGAAAGUAUUUUGAUAAUCAUAGAUGUGAGACUGAAGGGAUUACUACAGGUCACGCUAACCUAGAUACCAAUUUAAUUUCAUCUUUGUUUCUAAAUCAAAUACGUAAAAAUCCCAAAUUGUUGGUAGUAGAUGUCAUUUCUAAGGUUCAUGAGAUAUUUGGUCAUCAAGUAACAUAUAGGAAAGCGUGGCUUGGACGCCAACGAGCAUUUAAAUUGGUGCAUGGUGAUUUUCAAAAAUCAUUUAGUGAGCUUCCUAAGUUUUUUGCAGCUUUUCAACACUUUAACCAUGGAACAAUUGUAGAAUGGAAACACGAAGAGUCAAUGAGUUCGUUAGUGGUAAAAACGUUUAAAUUUGUAUUUUGGGCUUUCAAGCCAUGCAUUGAUGGAUUCCAAACUUGUCGUCCAGUUAUUUCAGUAGAUGGAACCCAUUUGUAUGGUAAAUAUGAGAUAAAAUUAUUAAUUGCUGUUGGAAUUGAUGGAAAUGAUAACAUUCUUCCUCUAGCAUUUGCUAUUGUUGACAGGGAAUCGAAAGAGGCAUGGAAAUGGAAUCUCAGUGAUCUGAUGUGGAAUGCUGCAUCGGCUCAUCAAGUAAGGAAGUUCAAAGCUUUGAUGUGGGAAAUCAGGGAAGAAAAUGAAGAAGCAUAUGAAUAUCUCAUGCAAUUUCCAUUGGACAAAUGGACGAUUAGCCAUGAUGAUGGAAAAAGAUGGGGAGUGUUGACAACAAAUCUUUCAGAGUUUUUCAACGGUCUUCUAAAGAAAGCUCGAGGAUUUCCUGUCAUUGCCAUGGUGAGACUUUCAUUGGAGCAAAUAGUUGAACGGUAUACCCGUAGAUCUCAAACAGCGCACCAACUUGUAGAGCAAAAGGAAUUAUGGACAAGCAGGUUCAAAGUAAAGUGGGAGAAGAACUACGAAAGUUCAAAAAGACACUUUGUUUUUGAUUGGAAUAUAUCCACUGGGACAUAUGAGGUUAGAUCUAUUCAAGUUGAUGGUACUGGUGGUAAUCCUCAUCGUGUUUUAGUAAAUGAUAAAAAAUGUGAUUGUGGAAAAUGGGCUAAUUUGCACUUUCCGUGUUCACAUGUCAUGAAGGUUACUGAAAGAAUGGGAGGGAUAGCUAGAAAUUUUGUUAGCGAGCAUUUCACAACAGAGAAUUAUGUUGCUACAUAUUCCGGGUCAUUCUCACCGGUUGGGCACGAGGCAUAUUGGCCAUCUCCAAGUUUUAUAAUGAGAAGUAAUGAAUUCUAUCGUCAUCCUAAUCGACAAAGGGCAACUAGAGUACCUAAUGAGAUGGAUCGUGGUCCUGCAGUAUAUGGUCGAGCUUGCGGGUUGUGUAGAUAG
Capsicum annuum is the source of this 1521-nucleotide messenger RNA. RefSeq lists its product as uncharacterized. The record is from RefSeq and is a predicted model, not a curated record. Gene Ontology annotation, molecular function: zinc ion binding. Lineage: Eukaryota; Viridiplantae; Streptophyta; Magnoliopsida; Solanales; Solanaceae. The transcript has 2 exons. The coding region runs from base 1 to 1521 and encodes 506 amino acids.